Messenger RNA from Mya arenaria, 805 nucleotides. RefSeq names its product ctenidin-3-like. NCBI's taxonomy places the organism in Eukaryota, Metazoa, Mollusca, Bivalvia, Myida, Myidae. Bases 96 to 728 code for a protein of 210 amino acids. The transcript has 3 exons. The record is from RefSeq and is a predicted model, not a curated record.
UAUCACGUAAAGUUGCCAUUAAACCAUGUAUAAAAGGCCCACAAUCUCUCAAAUCUGCAGUGACUGCUGCUGCAACUCCUCGCUGCAACACCACCAUGAAGGUUCUAGCAAUUCUUGCUCUGUUCGGUGCCAUCGUGGCAUGCCAAGCCUAUCGUAAAAAGGGAUACGGAUACGGUGGUUAUGGAGGUGGCUUUGGAGGUGGCUAUGGCGGCCUAGGUGGUUACGGUGGCGGUUAUGGCGGUUACGGUGGCGGCUAUGGUGGCUACGGCGGAGGUUACGGUGGCGGCUAUGGCGGCGGUUACGGUGGCGGCUAUGGCGGUUACGGUGGAGGCUUCGGCAAAUGGGGUGGUUACGGUGGCGGCUAUGGCGGUUACGGUGGCGGUUACGGUGGUUAUGGUGGAGGCUAUGGCGGCUAUGGUGGCGGCUACGGUGGCGGCUAUGGCGGUUAUGGUGGCGGCUGGGGCGGAGGCUUCGGUGGCUACAAGAAAUUGGGUUAUGGAGGUUUUGGCGGUUACGGUGGCGGCUAUGGCGGUUACGGUGGCGGCUAUGGUAGCGGCUAUGGUGGUUAUGGCGGUUAUGGUGGCGGCUAUGGCGGUUACGGAGGAGGUUAUGGUGGCGGCUACGGUGGCGGUUAUGGUGGAGGUUACGGUGGUGGAUGGGGUGGCGGCUACGGUGGUGGCUAUGGCGGUUAUGGCGGUUACGGUGGCGGCUACGGAAAGAAAUGGUAAACACAUGACCCUCAAUUCGAUUGACACCAAAUUUUACUGUUUUACUAUGUUGCAAUAAAAGUACGAAAUCACUGCCA